Molecule: messenger RNA, 471 nt
Organism: Papaver somniferum (opium poppy)
Lineage: Eukaryota; Viridiplantae; Streptophyta; Magnoliopsida; Ranunculales; Papaveraceae
Product: telomere repeat-binding factor 5-like
Exons: 5
Coding region: 1-471 (156 amino acids)
Molecular function (GO): double-stranded telomeric DNA binding
Source: RefSeq, a predicted model, not a curated record
AUGAUCCUUGAAGCACUUUCUAACAUAACAGAUCCCAUUAGAGCAGAUAUUGGUUCUAUCAACGACUUUAUUGCGCAAAGGCAUGAUGUGCCAUCUAACUUUAGAAGAUUGUUGAGUACAAAGUUGAGAAACUUGAAAAGGAAUAGAAGGUUAACCUGGGGUCCAAAAUUACUACAAGAUCAAAACACCACGUUUGGAACAAAAGCACAUACUCCAAAACCAAAAGAUAGACGAACAACGCAAUCAGAGAACUCUACGUUUCCUAGUUCCACAUUGUUUACGGGCCAAAAAAUAGCGGAGGCUGAAAACAAGUCAUUUGUGGCGCAUGAGGCAGUUAAGGAAGCAGAGAGGGUAGAAGUGAUGGCCGAACAGUCGGCAUGUACGAAACUGUUUUUUGAAGAUAUACUGGAACAAUGGCAGCCAAUUGAGAAAGUAAAAAGUAAGAACAAACUUGAAGGAGUAUCUGGGUAA